Molecule: messenger RNA, 1412 nt
Organism: Cuscuta campestris
Lineage: Eukaryota; Viridiplantae; Streptophyta; Magnoliopsida; Solanales; Convolvulaceae
Source: the annotation of a GenBank genome assembly
AAAUUAAACAAAAUAUUUUGGUAAGGUACUGGUGCCAGCUACAUACCUUACGGUACCGCCCAAGCCAAUCUGGGAACCAACUACGGAGUAUCUGAUUUCUGAUCUCCAACGCAGUCCGUCGUGAUUCCGCCUACUUCGUGUAUUCGAGCAGUGUACUGCUCGGCCAGUCCGUUCGCGGUUGGCGUCCAGUCCAGCAGCUGUUUAUCUCAAACUCGAACUCCCGAUUUUCGGGGUGAAGUUGCAGCAUUUCGAGUACUUUAGCAAUGGCGGAUAAGAAAGCACUCUUCCGGGCCAAACUAGCACAGCGGAACCAAAAGCGUAUUGAGAAUCCUCUUGUAAGGUACAAUGACCAUGAUCAACCUGUCUGUAGAGUUUGUGAUGUUGUUCUAAAAUCUGAGACAGACUGGACUGUUCACCAAACUUCUCGCAAACAUAAAAUGGCAAUCGAUAAUCUUAAAGCAAAUUCUGCCACACUUAAGCAAACUAUCAAUGCGAAUGCUGAGCGUCCUAAAGACUCACAUAGGGCUAAGCUUGAGAAUCCUGAAGGUUUACAUAGUAAAGGAACCGAACCUUCUAUGGGGCUGUCUAAAGCUCGACAAACAUCUUCCCUUCCUCCUAACUUUUUUGAUAUUAAGGAAACAAAGAAACAAAAAAGUGAAUUGCAGCCAUCUAUACCAAGGGGCAAAAUGGACAUCAGAAAUGAAAACACUGACUCAAAGAGUUCAGAAUCUGGGCCAUCCAAGGAACAAAUAUCAAUGCUGACUCCUGGUACCGAAAGUAGGAAGGCCAAAGGACUUAUUCCUGAAGGAUUUUAUGAUAACAAAGAUGCUGAUUUGUGUGCACGUGGUAUAACACCUGUCAAACUUGAUGUCAAAGACGAGUACAAGGAAUUUGAGAAGUUGAUCCAAGAGGACUUACAGCAGGUUGACAAACGCUUAGAGGAAGAGGAGUAUGAUGCAGCAGACAUGAUAGAAGAGGCAGAGACUGUGGAACAAAGGGCUUAUAAGGAGAGAGUGGAAAUGCUGAAGAAGAGAAAGAUGGAACUCAAGGCUGGCAAGUCUACCCUUCGUAGCAAAGCUACUCUUCCUGUAACCACUAAGGAGUCCACUGUCGAAGAAGAGUCGUCAAGUGGCACCGACAGUGAUGACGAAAUUUUAACAGUCGAUUGGAGAGCCAAACAUCUGUGAAAUUAAUGUGCAUUUUUUUUGUUUUCUUGAUUUUGGAGUUGGCUGAACCAUUGACAAGGCAAAGUUCAACCUGUGACAUCUGUUUUGGCAGAGAAAUGUGAAUACAACAUGAUUAUUGUUUUAGAAUUUGAAGACAGCACAAAAAAAUGGAAGUACAAAACAAGAAACUUUACUUUACGGGCAAAUCUAUUUGGAGUUAUACAUGAAUGAAUCAAGGGGUAGGUU